Onychomys torridus (southern grasshopper mouse) is the source of this 1824-nucleotide messenger RNA. RefSeq names its product claudin 14 (gene Cldn14). NCBI's taxonomy places the organism in Eukaryota, Metazoa, Chordata, Mammalia, Rodentia, Cricetidae. Gene Ontology annotation, biological process: bicellular tight junction assembly; cell adhesion. The record is from RefSeq and is a predicted model, not a curated record. Gene Ontology annotation, molecular function: structural molecule activity. Gene Ontology annotation, cellular component: bicellular tight junction; plasma membrane. The coding region runs from base 564 to 1283 and encodes 239 amino acids. The transcript has 3 exons.
AGUCAGAAUGGCAUGUUCUGAAAGGGCAGCGUUGAUAGCUGAAACUAGGUGUGCCUCAGGCUGGGGCUGUGGGAAGCCUGAGAGCAUCUUGGGCACCAGCAGAGUGUCCAGCAGCCUCGGGAAGGAGAGGGCCCAGUGGAAAGCCAGGUGGAUCUGAUUGGUGGGGAGGGUGAGCAAGGGAAAUUGCCCAGGGGGGUGCAUAUAACCCGCCAGGCAGAAGCAGGAGCCAGGGGCACCUGGGCAAGCAGCCCCAGAAGAUGUUCAAGAGGAACUCUGGACAGGCGCUUGGAUAUAAUACUGGACCUGGCGGGGGACUCAUCAACACUAUUAUGUUGUGUUAAGAUCGUAAGUCCUCGAGGCUGCAGAGGUCCAGCUGGGGUGGGCGCUACGAUGGGCAAGUACGUGGUGGAGAGACGGGAGAGGAAGAGAAGCUGAGCAGAUUGUGCACUGUGAAGAGAGGUGGAACUGGAGACGAGAAGGAGGCCUCCUGCGGGCACCUAAGGACCAGACCCACCCCUGGGGACCUGGGCGCUGCCCGGCGUGGCUAGCGGGAGCCCUUGGCCAUGGCCAGCACAGCCGUCCAGCUCCUGGGCUUCCUGCUUAGCUUCCUGGGCAUGGUGGGAACGCUCAUCACCACUAUCCUGCCACACUGGCGGAGGACGGCCCACGUGGGCACCAACAUCCUGACUGCCGUGUCCUACCUGAAGGGGCUGUGGAUGGAGUGUGUGUGGCACAGCACCGGCAUCUACCAGUGCCAGAUCUACCGCUCGCUGCUGGCGCUGCCCCGGGACCUGCAGGCAGCCCGGGCACUCAUGGUCAUCUCCUGCCUGCUGUCGGGCAUGGCCUCCGCCUGCGCUGUGGUGGGCAUGAAGUGCACUCGCUGUGCCAAGGGCACACCCGCCAAGACCACCUUCGCGGUGCUGGGGGGCGCGCUCUUCCUGCUGGCCGGCCUGCUGUGCAUGGUGGCCGUGUCCUGGACCACGAACGAUGUGGUGCAGAAUUUCUACAACCCGCUGCUGCCCAGCGGCAUGAAGUUCGAGCUCGGCCAGGCCCUGUACCUGGGCUUCAUCUCCUCAUCCCUGUCUCUCAUCGGGGGCACCCUACUCUGCUUGUCCUGCCAGGAUGAGGCCCCCUACAGGCCCUACCAGGCCCAGUCCAGGGCUGGGGCCACCACCACGGCCACUGCCCCUGCCUACCGCCCACCAGCAGCCUACAAGGACAACCGCGCCCCCUCGGUGACCUCAGCCUCGCACAGUGGGUACAGGUUGAAUGAUUACGUGUGAGUUCCUUCCCAGGCCUCCGCCAGGGCUGCUGGGCCCCGAGGGACCGCUGACGGAUGCAGGGGGUCGCAGGGAUCCACGUGCAUGUGUGGAAGUGAGCCCAGAACACAGGGAAGGGUGCUCUUCAAAGCAAAGACUUCUAAAAAGUGCUGUUUUUGUAUUUAUUCUGUGUAUUUAUGUGAGUGGUCUCAUAAGCGCUCAAUAAAGAGUGACUUGGAAGCUCGGCCCGUGGGGUUGGUUUGCGGGCCCAGGAACAAGCAAGCCCCUUGGAGGCGGGUCUGUGAGGGGGACAGCAGUAGGUCCUGCAUCAGGUAUGGAAAACCUCAUCUGAGCCCUAGGGAUUUGGAGCACCCUGGUUAUGCAGCCACACUCAGGAUGAGGACCCCUGAGCCUGACACUGGAGCGCUAGCCUCCACUAGUGCAUGAUGGGAAAAUCUGAGAAAACCGAUCGCUGAGCCCCACCCCCAGGAAGUCACAGAGCAAAAGUAAAGAGGUUGCUGUCUACCUGCAAAGCAUUCUCAUUUUAAAAUAAUGUAUUGGUGUG